UGUCCAACUCCCCUCGCCCGCAGCCGGCACGAAACUCGAUCGCGGGGCGAAUUUCUCGCGGACUUUUGCCACACUCGCGACAACCCGACGUGUGGUGCGCUUCAAAAGCAAAUAUGGCAGGCAGAGGUGGACAUGAUAAUAAUAGAUAUGGUGGCGAGCGGGCUCGCAGACCGCUGCCGACGGAGCCGCCGUACAUCGCGUACGUCGGCAACCUGCCCCAGGGCGUCGUCCAGGGCGACCUCAACAGGAUAUUCAAGGACUUUACGGUGAAAAACAUUCGCCUGGUCAAGGACAAGGAAACGGACGUCUUCAAGGGCUUCUGCUACGUCGAGUUCAGCACGCUGGACGAGCUGAAGGAGGCGCUCGACCUGGACGGGCUGAUUGUGCUGAACGACAGCACGGCCGCGCUCCGGAUCGACAUCGCCGAGCAGAAGAAGAACGACCGCGGAGGCUUCACCAAGCGGGGUGGUCCUCAGGGUGGAGGUGGAGGUGGCAUGCCGAACCGUGGUGGCGGUGGUGGCUUCAACAAUAAGGGAGGCCCCGGCGCUGGAGGUGGACAGAAUAAUAGACAGGGUGGCGAAAGAGGCUACGGUAACGACAAUUAUGGAAGAGACGACUUCGACAGGAAUCGCGGACGUGCUAAUAAUUUUAAUGAUCGUGGGCCAAACCGCGGCAGAUACGGCAACUUCAACGAGGAAGGACGUGAAGGGGGCGGUCGGGAUGACUGGAGCCGUGAUGGCCCCGGCGGAAACGACAGAGGGGACAAUUAUAGCCGCGAAGGAGGAGAUCGCUACAGUCGAUUCGGCGGUGGCGGCGGUGGUGCUGGAGGUGGUGCUGGCGUCGGACGUAGAGAUAAUCGUGACAACGAUAGAAGAAAAGAUCAACCGCAGCAUUCGGCGGCGCCGGGGCUUAGUCUGGCGGAACGGGACGCCGGUAGACCCAGGUUGAACUUGAAGCCACGUACCGUGGCCGCUCCGUUGAAUGCGCUGGCAGAAACUAAGCAGGCGGCUGCCAUUUUCGGCGCUGCCAAGCCACGCGAGGAAAAAGUGGGUCCCGACGGAGCCGAUCCGGAAGUUUCUGCACGUAAAACGUCGACUUCCUCGUCGGGCGCCGGCGACGAUAAGAACGGGCCGAACUAAAGCUUUUUUCUUCUUCUUUAGUUUACGAUAACGUUAACGUUCAACUCCUUUUUAUUAUUUCUUUUGUCAAACGAGAGCGAAAGUAAACAGUUUUUACUAUAAAAAGCAAGAAAAUAGGAAAGAAAAAAACAA
Molecule: messenger RNA, 1271 nt
Organism: Culex pipiens pallens (northern house mosquito)
Lineage: Eukaryota; Metazoa; Arthropoda; Insecta; Diptera; Culicidae
Product: eukaryotic translation initiation factor 4H-like
Exons: 4
Coding region: 114-1139 (341 amino acids)
Molecular function (GO): RNA binding
Source: RefSeq, a predicted model, not a curated record